ACUGCAGAUCUUUCGGCGUUGGGAAAAGAAAUGGUUCCAUGCUCAAAUAACAACGGUUUAGACAGAAAAAUCUGGAGUAUGAAAACAAAAACAUGCAUGAAGAUACCAUGGAAUAUUGUACUAUUCUCUUGUGUAUUACUCUUCUAUAUUUCUCCUAAGGUUCAAGUCUGUCGAGGACAAGACUACGAUAUCGACGCGCCACCACCUCUGCCACUGGAAGAAGAAGAAUGCAACGGAAUAUUCCUGUCCUACACUUUUAUAUCGCGACAGAAGGCAUUCCCACGACUGAAGAAUGCAUCAGCGCAGGCUUGGGCUUUUAAGUCCACCGCCACGGUGAUGAAUACAGGGUUCGAUGAGUUGAAGGCAUGGAAGAUAUUUAUAGGGUUUCAGCAUGAGGAGAUAUUGGUGAGUGCAGAUGGGGCUGUUAUAGCAGAUGGGGAUGAUUUUCCGGCGGCGGUCGGGAACGGGACCUACUUGUCGGGGUAUCCGCAGGCGGAUUUGAAGACCUCUGUUGAGACUGCAAGUGAUUUGAAUCAGAUGCAGGUGCAGAUUCCGAUGACUGGGACGCAGUUCGGGUUGAAGCCUCCGGCAGUUCCUAUGCCAAGGACUAUAAGGCUUGAAAAUGAUGGAUAUAAAUGCCCUAAUCCUACUCGUCGUGGGAGCUCAAUGCAUGUAUGCUGUGCAAAGGAUCCAAAAUACAAGGCCAGAGAGGAAAAAUCAACGAAGUUCUCGCCUCGACGGAACGGUGAUCUCUCCUUCUCUUACGAUGUCCUCCAAGCCUCGGACAGCAACUAUCUUGCCCAAGUAACCAUUGAUAACAAAAACCCUAUUGGCCGUCUGGACCAUUGGAACUUAACUUGGGAGUGGAUGAGAGGAGAGUUCAUAUACAACAUGAGAGGAGCCUUCACUCGUAAAAAGGACAGCUCAGAAUGCAUAUAUGGGGAAGCCGGACAGUACUACAAAACCUUUGAUUUCUCUGCUGUCAUGAACUGUGAGAAAAGACCAGUCAUUGUAGACCUGCCUGCUGAUAGAGCAAAGGAUGAGAAAGUUGGGAACUUACCAUAUUGCUGUAGAAAUGGCAGUCUUCUACCGAGCACCAUGGACGUGAGCAGAUCAAGAUCCGUUUUCCAAUUACAAGUUUACAAGCUUCCACCUGACCUGAAUCGAACCGCUCUUUUCCCACCCCAGAACUGGGAAGUUGACGGCGUUCUUAAUCCACAUUACAAGUGUGGCCCUCCUAUUAGAGUAGACCCAACAGAAUUUCCAGAACCGAGCGGCCUUCAGUCUACCGUUAUAGCCGUGGCAAGUUGGCAAGUGGUCUGCAACAUCACUCGCCCUCGAGCCAAGCAUUCCAGAUGUUGCGUUUCCUUUUCCGCCUUCUACAAUGAUUCCGUUGUGCCCUGCAACACCUGCGCUUGCGGCUGUGAGGAAUCAGACACUUGCAGUGCGGACGCCAACCCUUUGCUCCUCCCUUCGGAGGCUCUGCUUGUGCCCUUUGACAAUAGAACAGCCAGAGCAAAAGCUUGGGCUAAAGUUAAACACUAUCCUGUUCCAGAUCCAUUGCCUUGUCCGGACAAUUGUAGGGUUAGCAUUAAUUGGCACAUCUAUACUGAUUACAGGACUGGAUGGACCGCCCGGAUUUCAAUCUUCAAUUGGGAUGAUGUGAUUUUUGAGGACUGGUUUGGAGCAAUUGUGAUGGAGAAAACUUAUCCUGGUUAUGAAAAUGUGUACUCAUUCAAUGGGACCAAGCUGCCACAGCUCAACAAUACCAUCUUCUUUGAAGGCUUACCAGGUCUGAACUACUUAAUGGGAGAGACAAAUGGGACUAACCCGAAACGUGAUCCAAGAGUACCUGGAAAGCAGCAGUCAAUAAUUUCAUUUACCAAGAAACAGACGCCGGGGAUCAAUUUAGCUAGAGGGGAUGGAUUUCCUUCACGGGUGUUCUUCAAUGGGGAAGAAUGCUCUCUUCCUGCACAGCUUCCCUUGCGAGGAGGGCAAAGUCGAACUCAUGUCAGCUUCUUGCCAGUGGUUUUCCUCACAGUGGUAAUUUGGGGUCUCCAUUGAGAAUCAUUUGGGGCCUCCCAUUGAUUCUGUAAAGCCUGGGUUUAGUAUUAGUGAAUUUUGAAAUGCAGAAAAA
Vitis riparia (riverbank grape) is the source of this 2137-nucleotide messenger RNA. Its product is annotated as COBRA-like protein 10. The coding region runs from base 31 to 2064 and encodes 677 amino acids. NCBI's taxonomy places the organism in Eukaryota, Viridiplantae, Streptophyta, Magnoliopsida, Vitales, Vitaceae. Gene Ontology annotation, biological process: cellulose microfibril organization. Gene Ontology annotation, cellular component: membrane. The transcript has 3 exons. The record is from RefSeq and is a predicted model, not a curated record.